UUGCACUCAGUCUAGAUAGAUAGAGAUAAAGAGAUAGAGAGAGAGAUGGGUACGAAAACGGAGAUGAUGGAGAGAGACGCAAUGGCUACGGUGGCUCCUUACGCGCCGGUCACUUACCAUCGCCGUGCUCGUGUUGACCUGGAUGAUAGACUUCCUAAACCUUAUAUGCCGAGAGCAUUGCAAGCACCAGACAGAGAACAUCCUUACGGAACCCCAGGCCACAAGAAUUACGGACUUAGUGUUCUUCAGCAACAUGUCGCCUUCUUUGAUAUCGAUGAUAAUGGCAUCAUCUACCCUUGGGAGACCUACUCUGGACUGCGAAUGCUUGGUUUCAAUAUCAUCGGGUCGCUUAUAAUAGCCGCGGUUAUCAACUUGGCCCUUAGCUAUGCUACUCUUCCGGGGUGGUUACCUUCACCGUUCUUCCCUAUAUACAUACACAACAUACACAAGUCAAAGCAUGGAAGUGACUCGCAAACAUAUGACAAUGAAGGAAGGUUUAUGCCGGUGAAUCUUGAGUUGAUAUUUAGCAAAUAUGCAAAAACCUUGCCAGACAAGUUGAGUCUUGGGGAACUAUGGGACAUGACAGAAGGAAAUCGUGAUGCUUGGGACAUUUUCGGAUGGAUUGCUGGCAAAGUGGAGUGGGGACUCUUGUACUUGCUAGCGAGGGAUGAAGAAGGGUUUUUGUCAAAAGAAGCAAUUAGGCGGUGUUUCGAUGGCAGCUUGUUCGAGUACUGCGCCAAGAUCUACGCUGGUAUCAGUGAAGAUAAGACAGCAUACUACUAAAAGGUAUCCACGAUGAAUGAAGGUUCGGGUAGUAGUAUGGACUUUUGUCUAAGAGAUCUAUGUUUGUUUUUCGUCUUUCCAAAUCUGUAUGGUUCAAGUAUACGUUGCAGCUUAUAUAGAAAAGCUUGUGUGUUUUGUUGCGUUAGUCUCUGUUUGUAUCAACCUUUUUUUCAACUUCAAAGCAAUACAUACAACUGAAACUGUAAUGAAA
Camelina sativa (false flax) is the source of this 994-nucleotide messenger RNA. RefSeq names its product peroxygenase 1-like. Gene Ontology annotation, molecular function: calcium ion binding; monooxygenase activity. The record is from RefSeq and is a predicted model, not a curated record. Lineage: Eukaryota; Viridiplantae; Streptophyta; Magnoliopsida; Brassicales; Brassicaceae.